Messenger RNA from Entamoeba dispar SAW760, 594 nucleotides. RefSeq lists its product as uncharacterized. Gene Ontology annotation, biological process: signal transduction. The transcript has a single exon. Lineage: Eukaryota; Evosea; Mastigamoebida; Endamoebidae. The coding region runs from base 1 to 594 and encodes 197 amino acids. Gene Ontology annotation, molecular function: GTP binding; GDP binding; GTPase activity. Gene Ontology annotation, cellular component: plasma membrane. The record is from RefSeq and is a predicted model, not a curated record.
AUGAAUUCUCAAGUGUUUAGUUUGAAAAUUAUUAUUAUGGGAUUUAGUGGUGUUGGUAAAUCGUCAGUGGCUCUAAAUUACACGCAUAAUAUCAUUCUAACAGAGUUUAAUCAAGCACAUGGUGAUGAAUUUAAAAAGACCAUUCAGAUCAAUGACCACACUAUCUUAUUAGAAAUAUAUGAUACGAGCGAAGAUGAGUUCGUCGCAUUGAGAAAUCAAUACAUAAAACAGGGAGAUGGAUUUGUAUUGAUAUAUUCUAUUACAUCAAAAGAAUCAUUUGAAGAAAUAAAAGGAAUUUAUGAAGAAAUUUAUCGAGUUAAACACAAAGAUAAGAAUGAACCAAUUCCAAUUAUUAUAGUUGGAAAUAAAUGUGACUUAGAAAAUGAAAGAGAAGUAACAAAAGAAGAAGGUAUGAAUUAUGCAGACAGUAUUAACUGUCCAUUUAUUGAAUGUAGUGCUAAAACAAAAGAAAACAUCAAUCAAAUCUUUGAAAUAAUCACAAGAAAUAUUCUUGAACAAAAAUAUCAAAGAGAAGAAGAAGAAAUAUGGACAAUAAAAAAACCUAAAAGAGAGAAAGGAUGUUGUGUUGUAUAA